This is a messenger RNA of Mytilinidion resinicola, 171 nucleotides long. RefSeq lists its product as uncharacterized. The record is from RefSeq and is a predicted model, not a curated record. The transcript has a single exon. The annotation marks the transcript as partial. Lineage: Eukaryota; Fungi; Ascomycota; Dothideomycetes; Mytilinidiales; Mytilinidiaceae.
UUCUUAGUUAAAAAGAAAAAUAGAAGGUAUUAUUUUAUUAACGCAGUAAUAAAGAUUAAUACAGUUACUAUAUACAACGCUAACCUUCUGCUAAUAGCUAAUAAGUACUUAGAAAAGUUUGCUGGGUGCAAGAUCCUUUUACUAAUUAACUUUUUCUCUAGCUAUAAUUAA